AAAAUGUUCCCCGCGACUGAUUGGCCGACCUUGAAAGAAUCGAAACCCCUGGUGGGUGUCGUCCAGAUGACCUCGACCUCCGAUAAGGAGGCCAACUUUGUCCAAAUUGCGUCCCUAGUCGAAAAGGCCUCUAAGAGAGGGGCCCAGAUGGUCUUCCUGCCGGAGAACAGUGACUACAUACCUGAAUCAAGUAAGCAGUCCAUAGAGAUGUCCGAAAGUUUGGACGGUGAUCUGAUGGGGAGGUAUCGGAAGUUGGCCUCUCAGUUUGACGUCUGGCUUUUUGUUGGCGGUUUUCACAGACGGACUGCUGAGACAGAAUUGACGCACAGAACCUUCAACUCUCAUGUGGUUAUCGAUUCGGCGGGAGAAAUUCGAUCCAUUUACAACAAACUACAUCUCUUCGACAUCAACAACCCAACUACAACUACCACUUCUACCACCAUUACUACUGCUACUUCUUCUACUAAUGUUUCUACUAGCCCUGCUGCUACUGAUGCAACCGCAAGCACUUCUAACGCUUCUACUACAACUACAAUCGCUACCAGUAUUAAUGAAACUGUAAAUGCAAGUGCUGUUAAAAGUAAUCUAGGGGCUAGCAGUACUUGUAGUAAUUUGAAAAGUAGUAAAAACGCUAACAUACCGACUUCAUCGACGAUACCGACAUUCGUAGAAUCGAAUCUGGUCAUGGCCGGGCGAGAAAUUUGCCCGCCAGUUGUCACGCCGUACGCCAAUGUUGGACUCGCUAUAUGUUACGACUUGAGAUUUUCCGACCUUUCAACAGCGUUACGACGGAUGGGGGCACACGUACUCACCUACCCCUCUGCCUUCACCGUACCCACUGGCAUGGCCCAUUGGGAGGUCUUGUUAAGAAGUCGCGCUAUAGAGUCGCAGUGUUACGUGCUGGCGCCGGCACAGGCGGGCAGGCACAACAACAAGAGGUCAUCGUACGGGCAUGCCAUGAUCAUAGACCCAUGGGGAACAAUACUGGCCCAAUGCUCCGCCAACCAAUCAGACGUUUGCUUCGCUGAGAUCGACCUUGACCUAGUGAAGAAGGUCAGGGGCCUUCUUCCGUCAUUCGAGCACAGGCGGGAGGAUCUUUAUGGAAAUUUUUCCGCCGCUUCCCCGUGCGAGUACGACGAGCAGGUAGUUUACAAGUUCGGACACGUCAGUAUAUCGUCCAGUUGUGUCUUCUACAGGACGAGGCAUUCGUUCGCAUUCGUCAACAUAUCACCAGUCCUGCCUGGCCAUGUAUUAGUAUCAAGUCUCAGGGUUGCAGCCCGCCUAACCGACCUAACAAAACCGGAAGUUGCCGAUCUUUUCAGUGCUGUGCAGGACGUGUCACGUGUCGUCGAGAAUGUUUACGCGGCGAGUUCGCUUACUAUCGCCAUGCAAGAUGGCGAACAGGCCGGACAAACUGUGAAGCACGCUCACGUGCACAUCCUGCCGCGGAGGACUGGCGAUUUCUCACGCAAUGAUGACGUCUAUGAAAAACUGGAAAGACACGACAAAGAGGAAGCAAGGAAGAAACGAACUGAGGCCGAGAUGUCUGAAGAAGCUGCCAGGUUGAGAAGAGCCAUGGUGGAACUCUCCGCCAAGCAUAACUCAUUAGUUAAUUGAUUAAUUAAUUAUUUGUUCAAGUCAUUUAUAGGUUAAACAAUUUUUAAACUGUUAUUUCAAUUUUUAACCUACUUGCUAUUACGGCAUUCUUGAGUAUUGUAAAUUUAGGUAUCAUCAUCUUGUUAGCGUUUUUAUUGGCUCACUUUUUCUAUUUCAAGGUUUUUUUUAAUUUACGAAUUUAAUGAGUGAAUUUGAUUUUAGAUUUAAUUUAUUUAAAAAUAAAUGAAUUCGUACUUGAA
Molecule: messenger RNA, 1856 nt
Organism: Helobdella robusta
Lineage: Eukaryota; Metazoa; Annelida; Clitellata; Rhynchobdellida; Glossiphoniidae
Exons: 10
Coding region: 4-1617 (537 amino acids)
Molecular function (GO): hydrolase activity, acting on carbon-nitrogen (but not peptide) bonds, in linear amides
Source: RefSeq, a predicted model, not a curated record